Molecule: messenger RNA, 1356 nt
Organism: Nematolebias whitei (Rio pearlfish)
Lineage: Eukaryota; Metazoa; Chordata; Actinopteri; Cyprinodontiformes; Rivulidae
Product: potassium channel subfamily K member 13
Exons: 2
Coding region: 4-1356 (450 amino acids)
Biological process (GO): potassium ion transmembrane transport; stabilization of membrane potential
Cellular component (GO): membrane
Molecular function (GO): potassium ion leak channel activity
Source: RefSeq, a predicted model, not a curated record
CUCAUGGCUCGGAGGAGGGCUGCCGGCGGCUGCUGCUGCCACAGAACACCCAUGAACGAAGACAACGCUCGUUUCUGCCUGCUGGCCGGCCUCAUCCUUCUCUACUUGCUGUGUGGUGCUGCCAUCUUCUCGGCACUGGAACACCCCUCCGAGCUCCGGGCCCGCCUCCUCUGGAAGCAGCGGCUGAACAACUUCACCAGGCGGUACAGGGUCAACCUGGGCGCCCUGCACACCCUGCUGCGGCAGUACGAGGAGGCGAACGGAGCGGGGAUCAGAGUGGACGCGUUGAGGCCACGUUGGGACUUUUCUGGAGCUUUCUACUUCGUGGGGACUGUGGUUUCUACUAUUGGUUUUGGCAUGACCACACCAGCAACUAUAGCAGGGAAAACCUUUCUAAUCUUCUAUGGUCUCAUUGGCUGUGCUGCCACCAUCCUCUUCUUUAACCUCUUCCUGGAAAGGAUCAUCACAAUGCUAGCUUACAUCAUGCGCUGGUGCCACGAGCGUCGGCUGAGAUGUGGUGGAGUGAGGGCGACGUCCAGCAGAGAGGAGCCAUCUGGGGAGGAGGACAGCCUGGAAGGCUGGAAACCAUCAGUCUAUUAUGUGAUGUUGAUCUUAGGAGUGGCAUCUGUUGUGAUUGCAUGCAGCGCCUCCACCCUGUACAGCUCCAUGGAGAACUGGAGCUAUGUGGACUCUCUAUACUUCUGCUUCGUGGCCUUCAGCACCAUCGGUUUUGGGGACCUGGUGAGCAGCCAACGAGAUCAGUAUGAAUCUCAAGGGGCCUACCGGUUCGGGAACUGUCUUUUUAUCCUCAUGGGAGUGUGCUGCAUCUACUCACUUUUUAAUGUCAUUUCUAUUGUCAUCAAGCAAACUCUUAACUGGAUCCUGGGUAAGCUGGUCUGCUCGAAGCAACAUCAGCUCUGUUCCUGCUCCAAAUCAGGCUGCUGGUGGCUCUGCUGCCCCUGCCUUCAGAGCAAGAGCCACAACCAGAGGCGUCUGACUACAUUCCUGAGGCCAAAACGUAUGAAACGCAAUGCGGUGCAGCCUAUUUCAUCCCACUGCCCUACAGGCAGACACCGGUACACAGGCGGCUCCGUGGAGACCGUGUGUGACAGUGAGACAGAUGCUGGGGCGGCAGCUGAAGUGUACGAUGGCCGCCGUCUGUCAGAAGAGUUGAUCUCUGUCAAUGAGUUAAUGGUCUCCAAUAAGGUGUCUCUGGCUCUGCUGCAGAAGCAGCUGAGUGAAACGGCCCACCAGGGCCCACGACAGAGCUAUGGACAUCAGAACGGUUUCUCUGGUGGGGUGGGGGCCUUGGCUAUUAUGAACAAUCGUCUACAAGAAACCAGUGUGGAUAGAUAG